Schistosoma curassoni is the source of this 1544-nucleotide messenger RNA. Lineage: Eukaryota; Metazoa; Platyhelminthes; Trematoda; Strigeidida; Schistosomatidae. The record is from the annotation of a GenBank genome assembly.
AACGCUACUGUGUCCAAAGCUUUUCAUCCAGCUUGAUUCUGCAAAAUGGAGGUGGUUCAGCGCCACUCUGUACACACACUUGUUUUCCGCUCUCUCAAAAGAACACAUGAUAUGUUUGAAGCUGAUCAAAGUCGUCUUCCGGAAGUUGAUGAGAAAAGGUAAAUAACUAAUAUUGUUUACUAUUCUGCUUAGUAAUUCAUUAAAAGUCGCCAUCAAAGCAAAAGAUCAGUAUGGACCUGUACUUAAGGAGCCUGGUCACAAUCCACUAAGGCCUAAAGAAAGUAAGUGAAUUUCUGUCCUAUCUAUUUUAGAUGUCUCUGACACGUCACAAUCGGGGGCUAUUGUCUUAUCUGAAAAGGUCAAACCAAAGUUAGUCUAAAGUUUAUGCGAUAAAUAUUUUUGAAGGUCUUCACUUGAACAAAACGCUUCUAUAGUUCAAAUAGGUAAUGAAAAAUUACUACUUCCAAAGAAAGCUCCGACUAUGCCCAAGCCCACAUGGCAUCCACCAUGGAAACUAUGUCGAGUUGUUAGCGGUCACACAGGAUGGGUGCGCUGUGUGGCUUUUGAUCCUACUAAUGAUUUCUUUGUUACUGGCGCGGCAGAUCGGAUGAUCAAGGUUUGGGACUUUGCUAGUGGGACAUUAAAACUGACACUGACAGGUCACAUAAGUACUGUUAGAGGUGUCGUUGUCAGUGCUCGUCAUCCUUACUUAUUUUCAUGUGGAGAAGACAAAACAGUUCGUUGUUGGGAUUUGGAGCAAAAUAAGGUUAUUCGUCAUUACCAUGGUCAUAUGUCUGCUGUUUACGAUAUUGAUAUCCAUCCAACAAUCGAUGUAGUCCUUACUUGUGGUCGGGAUGCAACUGCACGAGUAUGGGACAUGCGAACCAAAGUCAAUGUUCAUACUCUAACAGGACAUUCGAACACAGUAGCGACAGUACGUUGUCAAGAAUCUGAUCCUCAAGUGAUUACUGGAUCACAUGAUGCAACUGUCCGCCUUUGGGACUUGGCAGCAGGACGUACCAUAGCCUGUUUGACAAAUCACAAAAAAUCUGUCCGAGCUAUAUGUAUCCAUCCAACUCAGAAUGCAUUUGUUUCUGGAUCACCGGAUAAUAUAAAACAAUGGAAACUCCCCAAUGGUGUCUUUCUUCAGAAUCUAUCUGGACAUAAUGCUAUAAUUAAUGCCAUCACUGUUAACCAAGAUAAUGUGGUCGUCAGUGGAGGCGAUAAUGGCAGUGUUCACUUUUGGGAUUGGAAAUCUGGGUAUAACUUUCAGCGUCUUCAAGCUCAAGUUCAGCCUGGCAGUAUUGAUUCUGAAGCUGGGAUAUUUGCUUUAGCAUUUGAUCGUAGUGGAUCUCGCUUGGUGUCCUGUGAAGCAGACAAAUCAAUAAAGAUCUUCAAAGAAGAUGAAUCAGCGACGGAAGAAACACACCCACUGUACUGGCGCCCGGGCUUGCUCAAAAAAUCGAAAUACUAAUUUACCUAAUCCACUUAACAUCUCAACAACAAUAUGUAUAGUAUGUUCCUAUUAAAGAAUUUAUCUUACU